GAAAAAAAAAGUGCUUAUAAAUAAUGAUACUUGUAGUAGUUUUCUCUCAAAUAUCAUUUUCUUGAGUGAGCCAUGGAAACUUCAAAGCUUCAUGCAGUAAUUCUUUGCAGUCCAGGCAUAGGCCAUUUCAAUCCAAUCCUUGAGCUGACUAACACCCUAAUUCUUCAUCACGGUUUAAAAGUCACUAUUCUCACCGCCACAACUCCACCGGCCUUCCAACUCCUCCAUUCCCCCGAAGAUCUCAACAUCGUUACUCUGCCUCCGGUCGACAUCUCCGGCGUUAUAGACCCAAACGCAACCGCCAUGACCCAGAUUGCUGUCCAAAUGCGUGAGUCCAAGUCCAACAUCCGGUUAGCCCUAUCUAAAAUGGACCGGACCAGGACACUCUUUAUUGCCGACUUAUUCGGGUCGGAAUCAUUUGAUUUAGCGGAUGAGUUCAAAAUGCCUAAAUACGUUUAUGUUCCCUCCACAGCUUGGUUUCUUUCUCUAGCCUCGUAUUGUCAAGUAUUGGAUAAGGAAGUUGAGGGGCAGUUUGGGGACCGGACUGAACCGUUAAGGAUUCCCGGCUGCAAACCCCUCAAACCGGAGGACACGAUCGAACCCAUGCUGGACCGCCAUGAUCAACAAUAUAGGGAGUUAGUGAGGAUGGGAAUUGAAUUUGGUCAGUCCGAUGGGAUUUUGUUGAACACGUGGGAGGAUCUGGAGCAUGAAACGUUGGAGGCUUUAAGAAAGAACGAAGAGUUGACCUCUUUGAUGAAGGCGCCGGUUUAUGCAGUCGGUCCGUUGACAAGGGUUCCGGUCGAGCUGACGGGUGCGAGAGACAGCACGCUGACGUGGCUCGACAAGCAGCCUAGAGAGUCGGUUUUGUAUGUAUCGUUUGGGAGUGGCGGAACAAUGUCGGCCGACCAGGUGACUGAGCUGGCAUGGGGAUUGGAGCUGUCUGGCCGGAGAUUUCUCUGGAAGGUGCGAACUCCGGUGGAUAGUGGUCAUGCAGAUGCAGCGUUUUUCACCGGCGGAAGCGGCGAGGCGGAUACCGCCGAUGUCAUCUUAGGGAAAUUCCUCCCUCAUGGGUUCUUAACAAGAACAUCCAACGUUGGCAUGGUGAUUACACGCUGGGUUCCGCAGGUAGAAAUAUUAAGCCAUCCAUCUAUAGGAGGAUUUAUGUCUCAUUGCGGUUGGAACUCCAUUUUAGAAGGAAUAACCAAAAGCUUGCCGAUGAUCGCGUGGCCAUUAUACGCUGAACAAAGGAUGAACGCGGCAUUUCUAACUGAUGAAGCGGGCGUGGCUGUGCGGUCAAAGGAGUUGUUGGGUUUGAAGACGAGGGAUGAGAUAAAGAACAUGGUGGGAAGUGUAAUGGAGGAAAACAAUCCAAUGAGAAAGAGAGCUAAAGAGAUUCAAGAAAGUGCAAUGAAAGCUAUAGAAGUUGGAGGUUCUUCCCACAAAGCACUAAAUCAAUUUAUUCAGGAUUGCAUGAGCAAACUACAAUGAUUGAACAACCUAGCUAUCUUUGCCCAUUUGAAAAUAUUUAAAUGGACUCAUUCCAAGCUUGUCAACUCCUUCAUUUCGGUAUUUGAUUUCUCUUUUUUUUGUUCUUAAUUGUUCAAUAAAGAAUGUUUUAUUAGGGAAUAAUGUUUUUAUUUAUUUAUCCAAAUAUGGAAUAAGAUGAAAUAAAGUUGUUUAAAGUAA
Molecule: messenger RNA, 1686 nt
Organism: Impatiens glandulifera
Lineage: Eukaryota; Viridiplantae; Streptophyta; Magnoliopsida; Ericales; Balsaminaceae
Product: anthocyanidin 3-O-glucosyltransferase 5-like
Exons: 3
Coding region: 73-1488 (471 amino acids)
Molecular function (GO): UDP-glycosyltransferase activity
Source: RefSeq, a predicted model, not a curated record